UAUUAAUUACUUACUAGUUAACUCCUCUUUUUCUCUCUAUCCCCUCUCUCUCAUUUAUCUUACUCGCUCUUUCUAUAAAUAUAACCAACAUCUCUCUCCACUUCUUCAGACAAAACCAAACCCAUUUGGACUUUCUUUAAAAGCUUAAAAAAUCCCACAAAUAUUAAGUUUUAGCUCUAAAAUAUCAUCAAAUCCUUUCAAAAGUCGAAUUUCUUGCCCUAAACAAGAUUUUUCCAUAUUGAAAAGAGCCAGAAAUAUGGGAAGACCACCUUGUUGUGAAAAGACUGGAGUGAAGAAAGGGCCAUGGACACCAGAGGAAGACAUCAUCUUGGUUUCUUACAUUCAAGAACAUGGUCCUGGAAACUGGAGAUCUGUCCCAACUAACACAGCAUCAUACCUUCCAGAAAGGACAGACAAUGAUAUAAAGAACUACUGGAACACUCAUUUGAAAAAGAAGCUCAAGAAGAUCAACGAAUCUGGUGAAGAAGAUAAUGAUGGCUUCUCUUCGUCAAACACUACUUCACAAAAGCAAUAUCAAAGCUCAAACAAAGGCCAAUGGGAGAGAAGACUUCAGACAGAUAUCAACAUGGCAAAGCAAGCUCUUUGUGAGGCUUUGUCUUUAGACAAACCAUCAUCAUCAACACUUUCUCCAUCAUCAUCAUCACCAUUGUCACCAGUAAUCGUACCACAAAACAUCCCUAGCUUUUCAUCAGCUUUAAUUGACCGUUGUUAUGAUCCAUCCUCCUCUUCUUCCUCUACCACAACCACAACCACAAGCAGCACUACUACUAAUCCAUACCCAUCAGGGGUAUAUGCGUCAAGUGCUGAAAACAUCGCUCGGUUGCUUCAAGAUUUCAUGAAGGACACACCAAAGGCAUUAACAUUAUCAUCCUCAUCACCGGUUUCAGAGACCGGACCACUCGCUGCUGCAGCUUUCGAAGAAGGUGGAGAAGGAUUUGAACAAUCUUUCUUCAGUUUCAAUUCCAUGGAAGAAACACAAAAUAUGACUCAGGGAACAAGCUUCUUCCAGGACCAGGAGAGCAAACCGGCAAUAACAAUGGACCAAGAUCUUGGUUUGAUAUCGCAAGGAUCUCUGUCUUUGUUGGAGAAAUGGCUAUUUGAUGAGAACAUGGCUGGUAUGUCGUUAGAAGGACAAGAAGCGAUGUUCUAG
Thlaspi arvense is the source of this 1171-nucleotide messenger RNA. Lineage: Eukaryota; Viridiplantae; Streptophyta; Magnoliopsida; Brassicales; Brassicaceae. The record is from the annotation of a GenBank genome assembly.